AUGACGUCGUGGGCGGGCAUGUCCGGCUCGGACUCGCCGCCGCGGGAACCCGAACCGCCGCCCGAGUGCAGCAGCUCGACCGGCUCGUCAGCGUCGCCGCUUCCCGCGCCCCACCAGUACCGCUUCGGGCUGCACAAUGACCUCGGAAACUUCACCGCCAAACCGCCCAAGCUGUACCCUGAAACCGGUGAGCCGAGCGGCGGCGGCGGCGGAGCGGCGGCGGCGGCGUGCCCAGCGUCGGCGUCCCUGCCGACGGGGCGCUCGCCGGCGCCGCUGGUGGCCGUGCAGUCGACGCCGACGCCGCCCCCGAGCGAAGACCACCUGCCACCGAGCGGAGGCGGCAGCCUGCCACUCAGCGCCUCCUGCCACUCGCUGACGGCCGCCACGACGGGCAGCAGCCUGGGCUCCUCCAUCAACGACCUGACGCUCGAGGCCGAGCAGCUGGAGCGCGCCAUCCGCGCCAACGACGUGGCCGCUACGCGCCGCCUCCUGGAGCUGCACCACGGCCGCUUCUCGGUCAACCUGCACGGAAGCUUGCUGGACAAGAGCAGCGCCGGGUCGGCCAGCCAGGACAUGGAGAUCCUGCUGCGCAAAAGCCAGACGCUCAUCGACCGCUUCGGUCGCGGUGACUCGGUCUCCACGGACCUGGAGCCCGUGCCGGCCGUGUUCGCAUCCGCACUGCACCUGGCCGUCGAACAUCAAGCGCUCGACGUGGUCGGCCUCUUGCUCAAGUACGGCGUCGAGCCCAACGAGGCCGGCGUGCCUUUGGGCAGCCUGCGCCGCGGAAGCUCGGCUGCCUCCGAGGCCAGCGGCUCGCUGCGCCGCGCCACGCUCAGCCCGCGCGCCGCGGGCCAUAGCCCCGAGCAGGCGCCGUCACCCGAGCUGCGACGCCGCAAGUACGUGCCGCUGCGUCCCGAGCUGGCAGCCUCGCUGCGCGUCGUUCGCUACUCGCCCGACGGCCGGGAGAUAACCUUCGAAGAAGAGUACACGCGCGACUUCCUCUACAGCCUGCCGCCGCUGUUCCUGGCCGCCGCGCUGGGCCGCACGGCGGCGGCGCGGCUGCUGCUCAAGUACGGCGCCGCCGCCAGUCCCCGCGACAAGAACGGCGUGACGCCGCUGCACCUGGCCGCCUGUCAGCCGCAGCCGUCGUGGCCCUGCCUGCGCCUGCUGCUCGAAGCCGGCGCUCGCAUCCACACGGCCAACCUGCGCGGUGCCACUCCCUGCGACCUGGCCGAAAGCGACCUGAGCGCCGUGCAGAUCUCGCUCGUCGAGGCUGCCUUCGCAGGUGCGCAGAACGCCGCGGCUGCCGCAGCCGCGGUUCUCCAGACCGCCACUCCUGGGGCGUCCAAUGCCGCAGCAGCAGCCGGCGCCGUUCCCGCCGCGGCAUCGUCGGUGGCGCCCGCCGCGCCGCCCAUCAAGCAAUCCCAAGAAGAGAGCCACGCGACACGAUCCAACAUACUGCGCCGCCUUCAGGACUCGAGGCCGGGCCAGACACACCGUGGCUCAGCCCGCAAGAAGGAGCCACCCGAUGAGCUGGCUCCGUCACCAGACGGCCCACCACCGUCUGGACGACAGCGAAGCCCCGGAGUCCUCACCACCGCGCCCGAUGAAGACAAGACGCAGGAAAGAGUACCCAGCGCGGAGCCCCAGUGUUCCAAGCUGAACCGCCGCAAAAGCGGCGACGAUGGCAGACUGAGAACCAAGUGCAACACACCAUCUGCCGAAGAAGUCGAGCCGGCCAGUCAGAAGGUGGACGCGAGCCUGGCGGCGCUCACGCGCAUGGCGCACAACCCCGAGUGCCUCGACAGCAUCCUUUCCGGCCUUCAGCGUCACCUGGGGGCCAUCAUCGAGCUGACGCUGCUCGUGGACGGCGACCGGCUCCAGCGCCCACUCGCGGCCCUCUUUAACCGCAUCCUGCUGACGGUAACAACCGAGCAGAGCGACACAGGAGACCCGGCUGCCGACGAGGACAUGGUGCCCGCACACAUGUGCCAACUUCUACGCGUGGCGCUGAGCAGCCUGCGCGGUGGACAGGCACUGCAGUUCACCGCUCUGCUGCUCAUCAACAAGUUGGUGGACCUGGGCGUAGCCCGGGGCCUGGCGUUGAGGCCCAGCCGGAACCGCUCCUCCGGCCGCUGCUCGGCGCACAGACUGGCCGCACUGUGGCACCAGUCAUCGAGCCUCAAGGAGAACCACGGCUUCCAGCCUCUGCCCUCGCGUUACCGGGCGGACCAACGUGUUUGUGUAGGCGAGAAGUUGUGUGGGACGGACAGCAAGAAGAUGACGGCGGUGACGAAGAUCAUAUGA
Molecule: messenger RNA, 2307 nt
Organism: Dermacentor andersoni
Lineage: Eukaryota; Metazoa; Arthropoda; Arachnida; Ixodida; Ixodidae
Molecular function (GO): protein binding
Source: RefSeq, a predicted model, not a curated record